Zonotrichia leucophrys gambelii is the source of this 1177-nucleotide messenger RNA. RefSeq names its product late endosomal/lysosomal adaptor, MAPK and MTOR activator 1 (gene LAMTOR1). The record is from RefSeq and is a predicted model, not a curated record. Gene Ontology annotation, molecular function: molecular adaptor activity; guanyl-nucleotide exchange factor activity. Gene Ontology annotation, biological process: cholesterol homeostasis; regulation of receptor recycling; lysosome organization. Gene Ontology annotation, cellular component: lysosome; membrane raft; late endosome membrane. The transcript has 5 exons. The coding region runs from base 181 to 666 and encodes 161 amino acids. Lineage: Eukaryota; Metazoa; Chordata; Aves; Passeriformes; Passerellidae.
GCUCCGGCCCACGUGACGGCCCCGCGGGCGCCCCCGGCGGCGGGCGCGGCCGUGUGUCUGUCUGUGCGUGUGUGUGUCCGUGUGUCCGGGUGUUCCCCGCCGCUCACGUGACCGGCGUGACUCGGCGCUCACGUGACCGCGCGGCGGCGGGGCCGUGCCGGAGCCGGGGCCGCUCUCGCCAUGGGCUGCUGCUACAGCAGCGAGGCCGAGGCCUCCGACCAGGAGGAAGAGACAAAGCGGCUGCUGGAGCCGGCAGCCAGCCCGCCCAACAAGGUGCUGAACGGGGCAGAGCAGAGCUACCACAACCUGCCGUCAGCACGCACCGAUGAGCAGGCCAUGCUGUCCUCCAUCCUCGCCAAAACAGCCAUCAACAUCAUCGACGUGUCGGCAGCGGAUUCCCAGGGCAUGGAGCAGCAUGAGUACAUGGACAGAGCCAGGCAGUACAGCACACGCCUGGCCAUGCUCAGCAACAACCUGACGCACUGGAAGAAGCUCCCACUGCUGCCAUCCCUGACUAACCAGCCGCACCAAGUGCUCGCCAGCGACCCUGUCCCCUUUGCAGACCUGCAGCAGGUGUCCCGGAUAGCUGCCUAUGCCUUCAGUGCGCUCUCACAGAUCCGUGUUGACGCCAAAGAAGAACUGGUUGUACAGUUUGGCAUCCCCUGAACCUGCCCCCACCACUGCUGCUUCAGCGCUUUGGGUUGUUUUUGGUUUUUUCCUGAUUUUUUUUUCUCUUUGUAUCCCUUCCCUCCCCAUGCUGCUGCCACAGAACUUGGACAGAUACCCUGUUUCCUACUAAAUGCCAAGGCACCCAUCAUUGGCACGUUGAGCCCACCUGCAUUGCUUGAGGCUUUCUCCUCCUCGUGGGUGGGUGGGUGGGUGUGUGUGCGUGGGGAAGAGGCUGUGUCAGCUGGAUGCUGCCUUGCACAGGGACAAGCACAAAGGGAACAGCUGGUGCAAGGAGGCCCUGGUGUGGGUCAGCACCCUAUGCCAGGUCACCAGGAUGGGUGGGCUGGAGCCAGGCAGAUGUGAUGCUCUGCAUGGGGCCUGGUGGCUCCAACACCAUCCCUUCUCCUUUUUACAUGUUUAGACCUUUAUUUCGGUUGUUUUUUUGGUUUUGUUCUUUUUUUUUUAAUUAUUAUUUUUUGCCACAGUAGAUAAAGCCACGUUCAUCCAG